Messenger RNA from Osmia bicornis bicornis, 4236 nucleotides. RefSeq names its product zwei Ig domain protein zig-8-like. The transcript is spliced from 8 exons. Gene Ontology annotation, cellular component: neuron projection membrane. Gene Ontology annotation, biological process: synapse organization. NCBI's taxonomy places the organism in Eukaryota, Metazoa, Arthropoda, Insecta, Hymenoptera, Megachilidae. The record is from RefSeq and is a predicted model, not a curated record. The coding region runs from base 934 to 1791 and encodes 285 amino acids.
CGGCAGCAUUUCGCUCACCGCUCUCUUUACGCAGCUCUCUCUAGGCCAGCUUUCUUCCUUUCUCUCUUUUUCAACCCCUCUUCGACCAUAUACUUAUCUACCUAUCCAUCUUACCAACCCCUUUUGUCGCUUCCUCCUUCUUUCCUUCUCACCGAGGCCUACUUACUUCUCUCCCUUCUUGUUCGUUGCAAUCUCUCUCUCUCUCUCUCUCUUUCUCUCUCGUUCUCUCUUUCUUUCUCACUCUUGGUGCUCGAUCCCAUCCAUUUCAGUCUGUAGACCGGGACCAUGCGACACACGCGUCCACGCGACCAAGUGUGUCCGUGUCGAAUGACGAAUGAGUGGCACUCUCGAGGGAAACGGAAGCAGGGACGAGCAGGUUGAUCGCGAUUCGGAUGUGCCGUGUUUUGGUGGGCUGGGUGCGCCGCGCCGGCCUGUCACGUGGAAAUUCGAUUUCGAACUAGAGUUUCGUUCUCUCUCUUGCGUGGAGCGAAUCAAGGAAAAGCUGGUCGAGAAAAGAGUUUGCUGACUCCUUUCAAAGUUGUUGCAGCUUUCGAAACUCGUCUCGCUGUAAAACAUUACACGCGUAGCCUGUUCAAGUGGUCCAUUGUAAAAGGAAAGAGAAAGAAAAUUCAAUGAAUAUAAUGAUAACUGAAAGCUCAAAAUGGAGCGUGAUCGUUUCGAAGCGGUGAAAAUUUAUUGAAGUCGUGGGAGAAUGAAUUUUUUCCCGGUGAAAUUGAACGAGUUGCGUGGCGAUUCGAGAAACAUUGACAGGAAAAUGCAUCAAAGAAGAAAGGAACACGUGGUCUCGACGUGGACGCAAUAGAGGCGCUUUAUUGGUGACAGCGAGUCAACAACGACCGACACGGACCGCAUCCACAACAACGAAGAAGUGCAUCGCCCCAACCGGGUUGACGCGAUUUUGACACGCCGCAGAUGAAUUUACGUCACAACGUCGAUUUAAGUGGCUUCUGUGUUCCUGUCUUGGCCAAGAUGAUCUGCAUUUUCUUCUUCUCGUUGCUUCUGCACGAGGGAACCGUACACAGCACUCGGCUGGUCGAAACGGACGCUUUCCAAGAAUGGUCAACGCUAGAUUCGAGCCAUUACUUUGAUACAACGAUCCCGUCGAACGUGACGGGACUCGUUGGUGACACCGUUGAACUGAUGUGCAAAGUGAAAAACCUGGGGAAUAAAACCGUGUCGUGGAUGAGGCAUCGAGACAUACACCUUUUAACGGUCAGUAAUUACAUUUAUACGAGUGAUCAACGUAUCCAGACUAUUCACAAGCCUAACACAGAGGAGUGGGUGCUGAGGAUACAGAAUCCGCAGAAAAAGGACUCUGGUAUCUACGAGUGUCAAAUAUCCACCACCCCUCCCGUGGGUCAUCGCGUUUAUCUAACAGUGGUUGAGCCAGAGACGGAGAUAUCCGGAGGUCCUGACCUGUUCAUCAACAAGUACAGCACGAUAAAUUUGACGUGCCUGGUGAAAUUCGCCCCCGAACCACCGUCCACGAUCGUCUGGAAUCAUAAUCAUGAGCCGAUUAACUUCGAGUCGCCGAAGGGUGGCAUCAGUCUGAUCACCGAGAAAGGACCUGUAACUUCCAGCCGUCUGCUAAUUCAGAAGGCGAUCGAGAAAGAUUCGGGCCUUUACACGUGUUCGCCGAAUAACACUCGUCCUAACAGCGUGCGGGUUCACAUUGUCGAUGAACAUCCGGCGGCGAUGCAUCACGGCGCCGGCCACCGAAUAGCUGUGACUUUACUUCAUUUUCUUUUACUUAUUUUCGCGAUCAUUUAGCCGGUGCUCGGUCUCGACAAGUGGUCUUCCGUGCGAAUUGUUUCCGCGUUAUCGACCAUACUCGAUUCAGUUUAUUUCUAUUCCAACGAUGCCCGAACUUUGCCGCUCGCUUCGAGCAUCUUCGUUCUCCUUUUAUUUCUAUUUCGUACCUCUUCAAUUUUAUUGCUUUCCUAAGUGUGUCAUCGUUUCAUUUUGCGUUCAGUUGAUUUAUUUUUCUUUGGAAAAUCAUAUAGACCAUCCUCGUGCGAAAACAAUUUUUGUUUGCACUUAUAUACCCUAAUGUUUCGGAAUAUCCUGUAGACAGUGAUUUAAUUUCCGCGCUUGUUUUCCUUCCCUCGGCAUGCACGACACGAGAUCGCGCACUGGUUCCUGUGAAAUUGUUCUUUUCGCUAGGAAAACAGACGAUGUGUUUUUACUUCUUUUUUUUUUCCACUGCAACAGACGAGCUCGACAAUCGUUUCGGAUUGAACCAUUGAAUUCGUAUUCGUUGUCGUUGUUAGUCCACGCUCGGAAACGUUUUACGGAUCGGACAGACGUUUUUAACGAGCCUUUUACACGCCGAUCGACCAACAACAAGCAGUUAGACGAAACUUCGAUGAUGGAAUCAGUAACCGAGUUACAGACUGACGUAUAUUUAAUUAAAUAAAAAAAAAUCCGCAUUGUUGGUAACAAUGGCGGGGAAACGUCGACAAGGUGCUCCAAUAAUAAACUUCCUUCUCCCUUGUUGACGAAACUUUACCGUACUUCCCUCAGUUUCGAUGCGUUCACCUCGAAGCGACUUCCUAUCCAGGCAAACUCGUUACGUUCUAUUUCUGCCUUCGACAAAUGGAAUCAAUGUUACAAGGAAACGCGGAGUCUUUCGUGUCAUAAGACGUGGCAUAAGAAACGAGUGAAUUCGCUUCGAAGAUAAAACUCGGUCCUUCUCGCAUUCUUCCAUGUCUUUUCCUAUGAUUUUUGAAACACCCUGUACGUACGUUUUUUCGCAUUGAAAAAGUAAAUAACAGAUUCUUGCGAUUUUCAGUUCGCUAGAUUAACAAAUAUUCCAAUAUUCGAGUAAAUAAGUUCGAUAGAAAAUCCUAUCGAUUCGUUCGACGUAAUUAACGAGAAAUCGUAACGCGAAGGAUUUUCUUGGUAAACAGUAAACUGAAAGUUUCGUUUCAUUUUUGAAAUAGAAAUGUUUACAGAGGGUGCAGCAAUGUGUGCCAGGAGUUAAGGAAAAAGAGAGUUGCUAAAGGAUUAAGGAAAGAAACGGGAGGAACAGUUUGCUCGAAAGCUGUGUCGGGCCAUUCGUACUGAUUACUACUUAAUUUUGCUCUUUUUUUACCGAGUCUAAACCAUCGUGAUUACGGUAAACUGCGAUUACUUCCUUUUCUGCAGUUUUCUUCGUACGUUCGAGUUACUGUUUUACUGUACACAACUUCACCGUGAAAGGAAGGAAAAAUAUCGUUCAGCGAGCAAAUGGAAGGAAAAUAUUUGCUCGAAUAAAAAAGAUGUUUUGUCAAUCUGAACCAGGACGAAGAUUAACUUUUUUUCGCGGAUAUCGCGAAAGGACGAAUUGAAAAUUUAUUGCAUCGUUUGAUUCAGAAUAUCUCUUUUGUACACAGAGAUUGAAAAGUAACGUACGAAUUUCUUCCCACAAUUUUACAUUUUAUGGAAAUGGAAAAAAUAAAUUGUUGAAACGUGCAGUAACUUACAGUAAUUCGAAUAUUCGUUCAGAUAAUUAAAAAUUCUAAGACAACUUUGUUGAGUUUAAAGCGUGAAUAUUUAAUUUUACAUUUUUCACAUUACUGACCCUCUACACCCCCUCGUGAAAGUUUGAUAUAAUGUAGCAAGAGUUUCUGAUUUAAAUUUAUAGCUCGCUUUCUUGCAUUUUUCAUCGUGUCUGGCUUGAAAUAUAAAUUACUCGUGAAAAUUUCAUUCGCCUUAAAAUCUUGGGCGAACGGAUGUAUAAACCGCUGUAAGUUGAAUAUAAUUAACUGCCAUUAUCUGUACGCGUGAUAGUCGUGUUUUUGUUGUAUCGAAGGGACCAUGAAGGUUAAGCAAAGACAGAUGGUCCAAUUAUCCUGAUUAACGAGUGUUAUUUAGAAAAUGAGACACGGACGUUCGUAAGCCAUAGCAAAAACUCCAUGGUACUCUUUUGAUUGCGACACGAUACCAUUAGUCGUAAGUCUUUUUACAAAAUUUGAAAGAUAAAGAGAGAAGCACCUGUUAGUCGUACGCGAUAUUCAAUGCUAUUAGUCAAAAAAUGGUAAAAUUAGAUAAGUCUUCUUUAUCUAAGAAAUUUUUUACGAAUGUACAUAAAUAGAUAAGAAAGUCAGACCUUCUAUAGCGACGUAUCUCCCCUUUGUAGCGAUUGAUUAAAUAAAACAGAAGAGUCUGUUUGGUGUUAUUCUAAAAAGUGUUUAAAAGAAAUAACAAUUUACAUGGAUCGUUGUUAUUUUUAAU